AUGCAGAGGAACGAUCGUGCCGGUGGUGGUGGUCGCGGUGGUUUCGGUGACCGUGGUGGCCGUGGCGGCGGCCGUGGUGGUCCCCGUGGUGGCCGCGGUGCUCCUCGCGGUGGUCGUGGUGCUCCCCGCGGUGGCGGUGGUGCCCGUGGUGGUGCCAAGGUUGUCAUUGAGCCCCACCGUCACGCCGGUAUCUUCGUCGCUCGUGGCGGCAAGGAGGACAUGCUUGUUACCAAGAACCUGACCCCCGGCGAGGCUGUUUACGGCGAGAAGCGUAUCUCCGUUGAGGGUCCUGCCAACGAGGACGGUGCUGCCACUAAGGUCGAGUACCGUGUCUGGAACCCCUUCCGUUCCAAGCUUGCUGCCGGUGUUCUCGGUGGUCUCGAUGAGAUCUACAUCAAGCCCGGUGCCAAGGUUCUCUACCUGGGUUCCGCCUCCGGUACCUCCGUCUCCCACGUCGCUGAUAUUGUCGGCCCCACUGGUAACGUCUACGCCGUCGAGUUCUCCCACCGUUCUGGCCGUGAUCUGAUUGGCAUGGCCACUCACCGCACCAACGUCAUUCCCCUCGUUGACGAUGCCCGUCAUCCUUUGCGUUACAGAAUGCUGGUCCCCCUUGUCGAUGUCAUCUUCGCCGAUGUCGCACAACCCGAUCAGGCGCGUAUUGUUGGACUCAACGCCCACAUGUUCCUUAAGGACGGCGGUGGUGUCAUCGUCUCCGUCAAGGCCAACUGUAUCGACAGCACAGCCAAGCCCGAGGUCGUUUUCGCCAAGGAGGUCCAGAAGAUGCGUGAGGAGAAGAUCAAGCCUAAGGAGCAGCUGACCCUUGAGCCUUUCGAGCGUGACCACUGUAUCGUCGCUGGUAUCUACAACCGUUCCGCAUAA
Molecule: messenger RNA, 879 nt
Organism: Penicillium salamii
Lineage: Eukaryota; Fungi; Ascomycota; Eurotiomycetes; Eurotiales; Aspergillaceae
Source: the annotation of a GenBank genome assembly